CACAGAUUUGGCUCAGUCCCAUAUUGCAAGUCAGCAAAGCAACUUUACCAGGCCAACUCCUGCACAUUUGUUUUCUCUGUACGCUAUUUGAAAAAUGGAAUUCCCAGUUAUUGUUGAUGCGCAGUACUGCUCGCCCUUGGAGGUGAAACUCACAAUUGCCAAGAAGGUCUUGGAAUACAACAAUGGAAACUUUGUCAUCACAGAUUCUGAGGGUCACACCCUUUUCAAGCUGGAUCAGAAGAAGGUCUUCCUACGAGAACUGACAGUUUUGCGCGAUGAUGGUGACUGCCCUGUGGUCAGCAUUCACAAAAAGAAAAUUUCUCUGCACGACACGUACCAAGUAUACAAAGGAGAGAGUUCCAAAGAACUUUUCACUGUUUGGGACAAGAACAUGAGGGACGCCGCAGAACUGACAUACGAGAUUCAACUCGAAGCUGAUUCAGAACCUACCUUCCAAGUGAAGGGUGAUUUCGUUCGUCGCAACUAUGAAAUCAUUUUCAGAAAAUCAUCGAUUGCUGCGGAGGUUGCGAAAAAGCAUUUCUCCCUCUCCUCUAUGAUUACGGGGAAGAGCAAUUAUGGAGUGCUUGUCAGUCCCAAUGUUGAUCAGGCAUUCAUCUCUGCCGUGGUUACGAUCAUGGAAGCUAUCCACAAUGAGAACAAGGAGAAACAUGGUGGCAAGCAUUCUGACAGCCAUUAGAAGAGUCCUUUCCACGUCACCUGUUAAAGUAGAGUACAGUUUUUCUUGGAAGUCUGCAUACCGGGUCCAGUAUGAUUAAACAAAAGUAAUUUUAGAGAGUGAUGUUUCUCUAGAUGCCAAUAGCAUAUUAAGGAGACCCGAUGGUCCUUCGUU
Molecule: messenger RNA, 850 nt
Organism: Marchantia polymorpha subsp. ruderalis
Lineage: Eukaryota; Viridiplantae; Streptophyta; Marchantiopsida; Marchantiales; Marchantiaceae
Source: the annotation of a GenBank genome assembly